Planococcus citri (citrus mealybug) is the source of this 32539-nucleotide messenger RNA. RefSeq names its product fibropellin-3-like. Lineage: Eukaryota; Metazoa; Arthropoda; Insecta; Hemiptera; Pseudococcidae. Gene Ontology annotation, molecular function: calcium ion binding. The record is from RefSeq and is a predicted model, not a curated record.
AUACAUUCAUUUUAAAGACACCUCUGGGAAAAGUUCCCAACAUUUAAAGAAAACCUAGAUGUUAAAACUUGAAAUUGGGAAUGAACCUAAGUGAACUAGAAAACGAUCAACUGCAGAAGGAAAUUUAAAAUGUUCCAUGUAUCGUCGAUGGUCUGCUGAAUGUCUCCUACGUGCAAAAUGUGAUAUUGUUUAGGAGAGGUACAUAAAAAAACAUCACAGUAAUUUCUCAACUUCACGGAUGAAGCGGGAAGGUAACCUUACUUACUUUAUUAGAACUUAAAUUGAAAAAAUCUGACUAACUAAAAUUAAACCAGUCAGACAGUCAAUACCCAAUCUCUGUCCUAUACUUAGGAACAUCUUCAUUCUUCAUGAAUUGUUUUUCCACCUUUUUAAUAGAAAAAAAUAUUUAUUUUAGAUUAGAUCGAAUCUAAUACGCUCUUUCAUAUAGUUGAAUGUUUGAUUCGCUUCCUGCAAUGUAGUAAUUGUGGGAAAAAACGAAAAAAAAAAAAGAAAAGAAUGGAGAUUUAUGAUCAUGAAUACAAUCUAUCUUCUGAAGAAAGAUAGUUUGGAUAUACUCAUCAGGGAAAUUUGUUCCCAAUUCCUGGUAAUCAUUUACCAGUUUCUCAAAAUCACUUAUGAACCUAUUUGCAUCAUACCCACUUUUAAAACAUAAUCUAGUGAAUUUAUUGUGCAAGUCGAUAUAAUUUUGCGUCUGGUUAAUAUUAUUUAAAAAUUGUUCAUCUAAGAGGAAGAUGAUCAUAAAACGCAUGAUGGUCCUUUGGCAUAACCAAGCCCAUUUUAACAUGGAAAAACACCGCCAUGAAGAUGAUACUGGUACAGUAGGUAUGCAAGACAAUAUAAACUUACUGCAUUGUAGGCCUUAGCAGUUUAGCUUAACCUGAAAUUGAAUAGAAGUUAAUUUAAUCAAGUAAUUCAGACAAAAGUAGACAAGUAAACCCAAUUAUUUAAAAUUAACACAUUCUAAAACUAAAGUAAGUGCUGAAAGUGAGUCCCUAAUUGACUUUUCCAUGUUAUGGCUGCUCUCAGUAGGUAAAUUGUUACGCUUUCUGAAUGUCACAAACACAGGCUUUGUAAAUGAUUGAUUACAUAAUGUAACACCAAUCAUAUCAGUCUUCAGGUACAUUGUUCAGAUGUUUUUCCAAAAUUGAAUUAAAUAUCUUCUGAAUAUGUUGACGUGGGUUACUAACUACUGGCUUAAUUUGAAUCUUCAUUUCGGUAGCAUCUUUCUUGAACUGUUUGUGGUGGCAGGUAGUUGAUGAUAGGACUUAGUAAACACUUUUUGAAGUGUUUCUGUGUAAUUUUUCUGAUUCUUCUGUAAUUCUGGACUUCAACUCCUCUAAAUUACCCACUGGCUAGAAUCUGGAAGACUUCAUCUUUCAGUGUGCCAUAAAGAAAAAAGAUUUAAUGGGGUUACUUCUGGGCUUUGUGGAGGCUAUUGGUCAUCAAAAGUGAAUUUAAAAAAAACUUACUUACUCGCGCCUUGAUAGCACCGUUGAUGUCUUUCCUUAUAUUAUAUAAUUCAUUUCCAUGUUGUCGUGAUUUUGUACAUGUAAGUAAAAUUUCUUCCAAUGUUCUUUUUUGGUGAAUUGAGUCAUCAUCCUCCUCAUGGUGGGCUAUGACAGCCUCCUUCAAAUUUCCAAAAAAAUUGAAGAUGGUCCAUCCUAGAAAAAAAUAUCUCACUUGUAUUGGUUUUUGUGAUGUUAUAAUGUGCAGGCAGAAUGCAUAUCCAUCCUGCCUUUUUGCAUCUUUCCUCAUUGUGGGUCAAUUUGCCUUUCCACUAGUCCUCCAUUCCUCCAGUUCCAAAUUUUUCAGUUGGCAAAAAAGUUUGUAAAAAAAAAAUGAUUCUGAUAUGAUGUAUGUACAUAAAUUCCACGCAGGUUGACUAGAAUAAUUGUAGAAUUAUUCAAUGUCCUAGUGAAAAUUGUCAACGACCUCUCACUAGUAAUGGCUACUUUUGAAUCAACCAUCAGACAUGUUUAUUUCGAGUCCAGACCACAGAAAUCAUGUAUGAAAAGGAAAAAGUAUCCACUUUAAAAAUCAUCUUGAAAAAUUAAUGAAAGUUUGGAAAAAAAUUAUCGAAUAAUCGAAAAGUUAUUGAAAAAUGAUCAAAAAAACGAUAGGUCUUAGUAGUUUUUUAGCUUGAUCUGAAAUUGAAUUGCAGUUAAUUUAAUCAAGUAAUUCAGACAAAAGUAAACAAUUAAACCCAAUUAUUUAAAAUAAACACAUUCUAAAACUAAAGUAAGUGCUGAAAGUGAGUCCCUAAUUGACUUUUUCAUGUUAUGGCUCCUCUCAGUAGGUAAAUUGUUACACUUUCUGAAUGUCACGAACACAGGCUUUGUAAAUGAUUGGUUCCAUAAUGUACCAUCAAUCAUAUCAUCUUCAGGUACAUUGUUCAGAUGUUUUUCCAAAAUUGAAUCAAAUAUCUUCUGAAUAUGUUGACAUGGGUUACUACCUACUGGCUUAAUUCGAAUCUUCAUUUUGGUAGCAUCUUUCUUCAACUGUUUGUUGUGACAGGUAGUUGAUGAUAGGACUUAGUAAACACUUUUUGAAGCGUUUUCUAUGUAAUUUUUCUGAUUCUUCCGUAAUUCUGGACUUCAACUCCUCUAAAUUACCUACUGGGUAAAAUUUUGAAGACUUCAACUUUCAGUGUGCCAUAAAGAAAAAAAAUCUAAUGGGGUUACUUCUGGGCUUCGUGGAUGCUAUAACCCCCUUUAAAACUAGUUGAUUAUCAAAGAAUGAAUUCAGAAACUCCAUAGUCACAUUAGAGGUUUGAUUUCCAAAAUGUAUUGUGGCACUGUGACCCCAUGUUCGGAACAAUGCUUUCCCAUUGCAACUGUGAUAUUAAAAGCACCAUAAUUCUCUGUCACUGUGGACUGGAAAAACAAAGCAACAAUUAGGUAAUUUUUUAAACAAAAAAAACAUUAUUUGAGGACUAAACUCUAAUAAUAAACAUUAUACUUACAUGCAGAAAUUUCAGGGAUUUCAUCAAUCCUUUUUUUGUAAUGUACGAAUACUAUCCCUAUGAAUUGCUAUGGUGGACAAACUGGUUCAGGGCACUUUUAUGAAACUGCGAUUUCGAUAGCACUGUAAUUCACUGUUACUGUGAAAAAACAAAACAAUAAUCAUUUUUUUAAACAACAACAAAAAAAACAUUACGUAAGAACUAAACUCUAAAACUGCAACUUACUAUCAUCCACAACAUCGUUGUUAUGUUGAAUAAUGAAUAACAUUGCAAUUUGGUGUCAGCUGGUUUUUUAUUGUCCGCUAUGAUUCUGUCAAUGACAGCCUUUACUCUGCUGCUAACUGUUGCUGGAGUGUGAUUUAAUAAAUAAGUGGCAAAUGCCAAUAAUACUUGAACCUCUUCUUCUGAAAUUACUUUAUUAAUCAUUACUCUUUUCACAUCCACCUCAAACUCCUUGUAGGAGAUUUCCUCUAAAGCUUCACAACGCACAGUGGGACCUGAGCAGAAUUUAGGAGGAAAAAAGUCAAAUUGACGGAUGCACCUGAAACCUUUGUUUUCUACUUGAAAAUACUUUAGAGUAACACAUACAAUCAUUAAAAACUCGCCCCACCCACUUUUCCUGGAAUUACAGAUAGAGGAACUUCAAUGUUCUAGGAUUGUGAAAAAUGGUGAAGGUAAUGUUGAUUAGUGCGCGGUGUUGUACAUUUCAAGUUUGCGUGAGUUAAAUAGUAGGUAGGAAAAUUCUGAAACAUGGAAAUGAAAGCUGAAGGGAUGUAGAUUCUAUUAAUGUACUUAAUUUUGAAUUUACAAUUAUUUAUAAUAUAAUUAUAAGCUGUUGAAGUUGGAGAAAAAAUUUGUAAUUUUGAAAUUUUCAAAAAAAUGGUAAACUUGGCUUUCAAAAAUUGGGGUGUAACUUAAAAAAAUUUCAAAUGCAAGAAAAUGUGACACCAAGUGUAGGCUUUUGAAAGAAUCGAAAAUUUUUUGCAACUGAGCUUUAGUUGGUUUGCAAUUUUUGGUUUUAGCAGCCAAAAACGUUGAAAUUUUGCAAAAAAAACUGUUAUAUUUAGUCAUUUUUUUUUCUAUCUAAAAAUUUUUUCAGAAAAAUGGUUUUGGGCUCAAAAGACGCGAAAUUUUAUGCUGUUUCCAAAUCACCUCUCGUAUACUGGAUUUUUCCAAUAAUAAGUGCCCAAAAAUCGUUUUUUUCUAGAGAUUACGUCAAAAUUAGUGAUUUUCCAAGUACCUGAAUUUUCUAAUUUCAAAUUUUUUAGGGUGAAUUCCGGCGGGGGUGUAAUGAUUUUGGUUUUGAAAGAUGCUAAAUUUGAUACCUUCUCAUAAUUUGUUUCAACCAAUGGGAUAAGUUUGCAACUUCUCCCCCUAUGGUGGAAUCAGAAUGAAAUGGAGGGGGCACGAAACCUUUUUCUAUGGUAAUCCAGCUUUUGAGGGGUAAAAAUUGUUUUUUUUUGGUUCUGAAUGCAAAUUUCAUGUCCGAUUUGAAACAUCGUACCCCUAACGUGGUGAACCACCACCCCCCCCCCGCCCCUUUAUAAUCCAAAAUCGAAAAAAAAAUUUAAAUACCAUGUGACGUAUCGUUUGUUAUGUUUUUGGGGACGCUGAAUCCGAAUAUCGACUUCGUUUUUCGAUCUGGGCUUCUCUACCCUUUCCACCCCCUCCCCCACCCUUUAUGAUCCAAAAUUGAAAUAAAUAAUACCAUGUGGCAUAUCGUUUGUUAUGUUUUUGGAGAUGCUGAGUCCGAAUAUGCACUUAGUUUUUCGAUCUGGCCUUCUCUACCCUUUCCACCCCCUCCCCCAACCUUUUAUGAUCCAAAAUUGAAAAAAAUAAUGACGUAUUGUUUGUUAUGUUUUUGGGGACGGUGAAUCCGAAUAUGGACUUAGUUUUUCGAUCUGGGCUUCUCUAUCCGUUCCACCUCCUCCCUUGCCCCUUCUUCAGCCAAAAUUCAAAAAAAAAAUAUAAAACCAUUGGACAUCCGAUUACUAUGGACAAAACCUAAUAAUGGAUUCGGAUUCAGCGCCUCAAAAAACGUAUAUGAGGAUACCCAUAUUGGUUUAUAAACCAAUUUUAUGAUUUUACCCCUUUCCUCCCCCUUUUUCUCACCCUCAGAUGACCAUAGACAAAAAACUAAUAUUGGAUUCAGAUUCAGCGCCUCAAAAAACAUAUAUGAGAAUACCCAUAUUGGGUUUUAAGCCUAUUUUCAUGAUUUUACCCCCUCCCUCCCCCUCUCCCGCACCCCCUGAUGACCAUAGAUAAAAACUACCAUCGAAUUCGGAUUCAGCGCCUCAAAAAACAUACAUGAGAAUACCCAAUUACCCAUAUUCGUUUUUAAGCCUAUUUUCAUGAUUUUACCCCCUCCCUCCCCCUCUCCCACACCCCCUGAUGACCAUAGAUGAAAACUACCGUCGAAUUCGGAUUCAGCGCCUCAAAAAACAUACAUGAGGACACCCAUAUUGGUUUUUAAGCCUAUUUUUAUGAUUUUACCCCCUCCCCUCACCCCCCUAAUGCCCAUAGUCAAAAAUUGAUAUCAUAUUCAGAUUCAGCGCUAAAAAAUACUUCUAGUCAGACAUAUUCCAAUAUUACUACAUUCAAAGGGACUUUUUUCCUCCUAAAUUCUGCUCAGGUCCCACUGUGCAACGUUGCAAUCUAGUUCAGCAUCUACUUGAUCAAACAUCAGAUGUUGGUCUGCUGGACUGAGAUGUGGAAACAGCUCGAGGUUAACAUAUUGUGAUGAAUUAAAUAAUAUUAGAACAAAGGUACUUUUUAAGAAUAGGUAUUGGCUCAUCCACAUGUACAGAUAUGUUUGAGGUAUUUUUUGUAUGCCUCCUCCUCAUUGGCUGCAAAAUUCAAUAGAAUUUUCAAUUUAUUUCAAAUAACUCUGUCGUUUUUCAAGGUUACCUUAACAUAUUAGUGCUUCACUCUUUACUGCACCCAACUUGCUUGCUUCCUUAUAAAAUAAAGCACUAACCUUAUUUAAUUUAAAGAAAAUAUUUUACCUAAGUUAACAUUAUCACCUGAUUUUCUAGUUUUGUCUUACUUCUACACUAGGAUUAAUAUUAUUUAUCAAUAAAUAAACUAAAUCAUUUUUUGUAGCUAUAUGAUGAAAACAUAGUGAAUUCACUUUUGCUUCAUCUUUCAGCUGUUUUACUGCAUAGCCCUGAAAAGGACUGUUGAUAAUGGCUUGAAAAGCCAUAUCAGUAUGCAUGUCGCCUGGGGUGGCCUUUAUUUACAUGGUCGAAAAUGUUUACACCAGCCUACUUUGAACUACCUAGUCCAGAGUGAAGUGGACUAGCAUUCGCCAAACUUGUAAUUUUCAUAUCAAUUCUACCCCCUCCCCCUCGCUUGAUCACGCCUGAUCACAUGAGAGAAAAUCAUUAAAAAAAAAUUACUUUCUGCAUAUGAAGUCCACCAAAUCCUCUAGGCAGGCUUGGCACUUGUCUACGUUGAUUCCAGGGAACACUGCCCCUUCAGGCCAUGCUUCCCUGCGAUAAAGGUGGCGGUUACGUCCCACUCUCCAGAGGGCAUCACCAUUAGGAUUUGGCUGAAAAUGGGGAGGUGCAUUCAUUACAGCUUCAACCUGCGAUUCAUCAGUUGAUUCAUCACUGGAUUCGCCACUGAAAUCGUCACUGGAUUCAUCCAUGGAUUCAUCCAUGGGAAUAUUGGAAAACUCUUUUUGAAACUGCACUCCAGAUCUCAGUUUUCAAUCUCGCGAUAUUGGCUUGUGAAUCCGCUAUAGUUGUUUCUAAUUUCUCGAUCAUGGUUUGAGAUUCCACAUUUAGGGCACUGGCAGUUUCCAGUGCCAUUUUCAAGUUUUUAAUUUUCCAUACACUCGCAAGAUGAUCUGCUACAUAUUGUGCAAGGCUCUUCUGGUAUCUAAGAAACAGAAAUAUCCAGAAAAGAAAUUUGUUAAUUAAAUCUGCUAUAGAAAUCUUGUACUUAUCGAAUAAAAAUUGCGAAAAGAUGUUCCACUUACUUAAUUUCUUUCUUAUUUGCACUAAAAUUAUCAAAUUUCCACAAAUUGCAAAAUAAUUUUCACUAUCUGUCUCCAUGACGCAAUUGUUACAUUAAUGUUGGAAAAAAAAAGGCACACAACAUAACAUUAAAUUACAUUACCUACAGCGGAACAUUACAACCAAAAUUGCCAAUGUGACAACAAAAAUAACAGAAAUGAUUUGCCAAUUUGCUACACACACAUAUUUAUGUAGCCUAAUACCAAAGGUGGCGCCCAUUCUCCACCAGCAUUUACACAAAAUGACACAGUGAUAAUUUCUAUAUCAGAAUUUGAAUUUAGAGUCCCGUUUUGAGUAUCCAACCACUUCCUUCGGAGACCUUGAAUGAGUUCUCUCCAUUUCUGUGCUGCUCAGCAUCUCGCACAUUCUUUUGUGCUUGCAUAUAUUCUGCAAUUAUUUCCCACUUUGUUUUAAUAAGUGGAACCUUCCAUUACAUCCCAGUAUGAUGCAUGAAAAAAUGAAUUUUCUGCCUCAUCUUGCUAUUCUAUAAAAUACACAAUACAUUUUAAAAAAUAAUUCUUAAUCUCAAGCUUAAAUGAAUAUGACAUGCAGAAAAUUUUAAAUCUGGAUUUUUCAUUUUGAAAUUUGAAAAUAAUGAGCGUAAUGUUUCAUAAUCCAUGAAAUUGUCAAUAAAGUGAGCCAUGGGAUAACCUACUCCAUAUUCAUCUGGCAUAAUAAAAUUUAUUAAAUAAAAUCCAUACUGAUAACUUUCAUAGGUAAAGCUUUCUAUUGACACAUCUCUAUAUUAUGUUGCAAGAAAAUACAAAUUUUCUGCCUCAUCUUCCCAUUCUAAAAAAUACACAAUAAAUUUUUAAAAAUAAAUCUUAAUCUUAAGCUUAAAUUAAUAUGACAUGCUGCGUCUCCGGAUUCUUUUUUUUUUCCUCAAAAAACAAUGUAUAUUUUUUUUCCUACGUCGCGCAUAUGGUCCACUGUUGUCAUGAAUUCUGGAAACGGAUCCAUUGAUUUUCCCUCAUCAACGCCUUCUUUGUUAGUAAACUCGUUCUGCAGGCGCUGUAAUAAAAGACAAUUGAACACAAAACAAUACAUAUACAACUUUUUACCUAUAGGUAUAAAUGAUUACCGUAGGUACAUAUGCAUAUAAAAAAAUCUCAUUCUCCCUUUUACUAUUGCGUUUUGUUAUUUUCGGAAUUGGUAUCUUCCACUAAAAUUCCCUGCGCUGUGCUGAUUCUAUUCAAUAACAUUCUAGCAACGAAAAUUGCCCUGUCGACUUCCCGAUUAAUCUCCUGCGGUACGUAGAUCCUCUACGGAAUAAUUCUGGCGGCAUCUCGUCCAUGAUCUCCCCUGCCCCUGCCAGGUGAUCCACACCCACCACGCCCACGAUCGGAAUAUGAAGGGUGUGGACCGGCGAGCAUGGGGUCUUCCAAGACCGGCAUUUCGUGUAUCUGAGCUGCUAAUUGACCAACUGGAGCUGGAAUGGCCGGUAUCGGAUCCGCCAGUGGUGGUAUAAUCGCAGCAGCCGGUGGACCGUUGUUUGGAUUCCUCAGUUCGCGUAUUUCUUCUAAGAGUACUUGGUAGUCGGCAUAAGUGGGAACGGCAGGAGCCGCAGGCGCCUCUUGAUUAGACCUUUUAUGAUGCGUCCAGUCAACCAGUAUACAGAUAUACACAAUUUACAAAUAUUAAUUCAACGCACUUAAUUUUUAACGUACUUAGUUACUUGAAAUUUAGAAAUUGAAACCUAACCUAACCUAACCUAACCUUAUAGGAUGUUCCUUAGAAAAGUGGGUAUUGUACCAUGGAACAUGAAAUUUUUCAACUUUAAACAGAUUUGACGCAUACUUACAAAUUGAUUUCAAUUUGUCGAAGUAGGUACAAAACAAAAUUGAAAUUGAAUUUAAAUUUAAAGCGAACGUAGUAAAACAUUUUUCGAUUACAUCUUUUUAAAACGUUCAUACUAUCGGCAUUCCCCAGAGCUCCUUUAAACCAGUUGUUUACUGUGAGGCAUAUCAACAUAUACCCUAAAAAUAUUUAAAACAACACAAACCUGAUGAAAAAUUCAUGAAAUGUCAGUCAGAAAUUCAUCAAAAAUCGUUCAAAAAAAAUAAAAUAAUUUAUUAUUUCAAAAAAUUACAAACACGUGAAAAUUAAAAUUUAAAAUAUAAAUUAAAAUUACCUUAAUAAAAUUUGCAACAAUGUAAAUGAUCGAUUCGCGAAUAUAAUUAAACAGCAACAAAAAAAAAAAAAAAACUUGAGUUAUAAAAAGAAAAUUGCACAAUCUGAAUAAAAAUAGAAAAUUUACUCAAGUCAGUAGUAAAAAAUUCAGAAAUUAGUUAAAAUUUAACGUAUAUUUAAAAAAAAUAUCACUAAAUUAACGUAACGUAGGAAGGUAAUAUAAAACUAAUAAAAAACACUGGUUUCGGUACCGGAAUGUCGUAAUAAGAAAUAGAUACAUCGUUAAAGAGAAAAGGAAACCUUAGAGUAGCACACAAAAAAAUCAAAAAAUAACCACAGAAGCUGACGGGACGCAGUCGUCUCGUCUCUGUCCUUUUUUGCGGAAAGAUGACAAAAUAAUAAAAAAAUCUCAACGCGGUACCGGGGGCGUUUGCGCCGACUAAGGAUUCAUUGCUAGCUGGCGCAAUCCCUGUACGAUUUCGGUUGUCGCAGUCGACCGUUGGAUUUUAUUUCUUUUAUCUAUGGAUUCGGCGAGUUCAUGGUCGGUUGCUGCUCGUGAUUGUAACUGUCGCAUCCUUAUGGGGAGAGAGUUGCGAUAUGCAACCUCUCUCCAUCGCUUGAUGUCCGUGUUCGGAAUACAACGUAUCUUGCCAGUGGCCGGUGUGGUUCCUAAGAACCACACCCGGCAUAGCGUCAUCAUACCUCGGGUUUCAAAUUCUAUCGGGAAAAACAACAUUCAUUAGACACGAUACUAAUUCCAAAAUGCCUUAUUAAUUUUGGUAAUAUAAAAAUGUAAGUAAUUAAUAAGAUCUGACACACUGAAUUUUUAAAAUAUGAAAAAUAAACGUUUCAACUGUAAGGAAAUGAGGGUUAAGUUGCACUAUCACAAACGAGUAGGUAUUUACAAUAAUUGAGUUAGAGAAAAGAAAGAUGUUACACGUAAAACAACAGCUAGCUAACUAACUAUUGUUUUAUUUGGAAGAGGAUGAUAUUAAAAAUUAUCCUCUCCCAAUCACUCACAGUCACCAACACUAGGAAACAGUGGCAUUCGGUGGUCUAAUCGACACAGGGUAAAAAGACAUAAAAAAGUCAUAAAGUUUGACCACAAGCUGGGUUGCAAAUGGAAAAACUUAUGGAAAGACAGAAGGAAGACAGAAGGUGAAUUGUACAACGAUGAGUAGAUGAGUAAUUGAAACAAAAAUGCAAAAUGUUGCAUUUUAACCAACUGCAUAAUGCAUAGGUAUAGGUAACCAAUGUAGUCGUAAGGCAGAGCAACUUAACAAAUCCAGAAACGACUUUUGUUAUUUGGUUAAAAAAAAAAUCCUGUAAAAUAGCCACUUUCUUAAAAUGUUUGAAAAUUGAAAUUUGAUAACUUCGAUGGCGAAUCCGGGUGUUAUUUUUUGACUUAAGCAAAAUAUGUUUUUUCUCUGUAAAGUUUUGAGGUACCUUAGAAUAUUUAUUUAUGCAUAGCGCAGGCCUUCAACUCCAAAGAUAAGUCAUUGGUUCCUAGACUGUUGAAAAGUUGAAAAAAAAACAGAAAUCAGAUGACAUUUUCCCCUUUUUUCAAGCUUUCAUGAAGGGCGGCUUUUCCACACACACUUUGUUACCGAGUUAUAAAUUGAUAUGCUCUCUUGUCUAUUUUUCAAACUUGCUGGCUCGCUCAGUAAUAAUUGACUUGCGCAUAAAGAACAGAGAAAAACAAGAGGUGAAGAAGAGAAGGUCACCUGAAAAUUCUCCGCUUCAUCUAACAGGAUAAACAGUUGCUGGAAAAAAAUUACAGCUCGCGAUGUUUCCCCGCUUAAAUCUGAAAAAUGGAGAGAAAAAACUGCUGCCACUGCCAGUAGCGUUACCAAAAACAACGUCGAUUAUGUUCUAUGUAUAAAUAAAUGUGUUGAUAAAAAUGGAAAAAAGUACAUAUCAUGUCGACUAACUCCACUAAACGCUAUAAUUUCCAGACCAAUAACAUUUUACAAUUCGAUACGCAAACCAGACCUAGUCUAAUCCUUGAAUAUUUCAUGGUAUCUUAGGUAAAAUUAAAAUUUCACGAAACGCGAUUUUUUCUUUAUUUUACGGACGUAAUUGGUCACCUUUGUAAGGUAAAUUUGAUUCAGAUUAUUAUUGGAAAACAAAACAAUUUUUUUCCCCUUCGAUGUAUUUUUAGAUCGAUUCGGGUACUAAACAUUACCAAUUAUUGUACAUAGUAAACAAGUAGGUACCUAAACAUAUGUACUUGGAAGAUGUAGAAUGGGUAAAAUGGAUGAGAAUUUUUCACACAUCGAUUGUCCUCUGUCGCGUUCGUAAUUGAUUCCAAUUUGCAAUUUGCACUUUUUGUUUUUGUUUUUUUUUUUCGAAACAUAAAUUAAACGAGAUGAGAAUGGAAUUGUACAGAGUUGAAUUUCGAAGUUUUUUUUUUUUUAAUAUCAAUGUUGUGUAUUGAAGCAGAUUUCAUCGUGAUAUGGGCCAAGUUAUAUGUGACGAUGAAUUGGAAAUAGAAAAGGGUUAAUUAUUAUUAGUGGGUUCCUAUUCCAUAAUCGCGUCAUUAUAUGUACUGAAUCGAAUCACGUCAUAGCAUUCGAAUACUAUUAUUGAUGGUUGAUUCGGCAUUAUUUACGUAGUCUGCGGGUCAUCGACGAAUGCCUCCUUGGUUACCGUGAACUUGACAUUUUGCUAAGAUCAGAUUAGGAAAUACUCUGGUGUUUGUAUGAAUGUAUAUUGUGCGAGAUUUUUUUAGUUUCAAUGUAUGUAUUUACAUACAUCUCCAUACACCCAGUGAGGAGAUGUUGAAUGAUUACUUACUUACAAGUUGAUGUCGUGUUCCUUGGGUCUGGGGUCCGUCUCUGCACUGACUUUGAAUUUGAAUGUGCAGUUGGUUAAGAAGGUAAGCACCAUAUCCAUUAGUGCCCUAAUAUCCGUACAUGCACUCUGGUUCUCGAUGGGACAUUCUCUUCGUAAUACUCGAUAAGCAUACGUUGAUCGUGAAUCUGUAUGACCGAAUUCACGCCUUCCUACUGAUUAGCUACUUGAUAAGUGUGACGAAAAGAUGAACCUUGCUAUAUAAUGCCUUUUUAAUUAUUUUGUGAAACUUUGAAACUUGAAUUGAAUAUUUCGAUCUCAAUUUUUGGUGCAAGUUCUCAAUUUUAUUAUUUUCUUCUGCGUGGUUUAAAAGUUGGCAAAUUCGUAGAUUUUUCUGAUUUCAUCUUUGACGUUAAAGGCGAAAAGAUGAGAAAAGUGUAGAAUCUUGGCGGAAUAUAUGCACUUGUUGAACUCUUCGUUUCGUCUGAGGCUGCAUAUGGAACUGACCCGUCAUUCAUCACGUUGUAUCAGAUGAUUCUCGGGGUUAUGCCUCUGCUUCCUAUGUAGAUAUUGUUAAGUCACAGAAUUAACAAAGAUCAGCAAUCAUACAAUUAUAAUUCACGGUUGAAUUUUUUACCGACAUAAAAAACAAUGUAAGUAUAAUAUUACAUAGGUAUUUACGACUAUAUCACUUAGAAUUAACAAAGAUCAGCAAUCAUACAAUUAUAAUUCACGGUUGAAUUUUUUACCAACAUAAAAAACGAUAUCAGUUAUUAUCGGAUGAGGGAUGCUGUUGCGGCUCCUCUGCAAGCAGCUGGCCCUGGGCUUGGCUAAUCCUGUUGAGCAAAUUUCUAGCGCAGAAUACUGCCCGAUCCACCUCGCGUGUCUGAAAAAUAUCCAAACAUUAAUGAAGUUGAAUUUAAAAUUUGUAAAUAAGUACUUAUUAAAUUUAGGCACUUACGAUUUCUGGCGGAAUGGAAAUUCGAUAUGGAAUAAUCCUGGAGUCGCGUGCUCCAUAUGAUCCUCCACGCCCUCCACGCGUGCCACCCCGUCCACCGCGCGGGUGAUCAUUAUAUGAUUGUCCUUGUCGUGGCUCAGGCUGCAUGUUCGGGUGCGGGUCUUCAAGUACAGGUUGCGCGUGUAUUAUCGCAGCAGCUGGAGGAUUAGCCGGUGGUACAACUUCAAUCCGGAGCACGUUGAAUCUCAGCCGCCGGUGGUAUCGCAGGAGCAGCCGGUGCCGCCGGUGCCGGAUGAUUGUUACGAGCUUCGCGCAGCUGUUGCAAUUCCCUCAUAAUAUCCGCAAUGGUUGGCUGAUCUUGAUUAGACUGAAAAAAAUUAAAAUAAUUGUAAUAUUAAUAUAUUAUAUGUACUUAGUGGUUUAUAUAAAUUAUUCAAAACACGCGGUGGUGAAAGCGGACAGACUUUAAAAAUUGUAAAAACAUAUUGUAAGUAAUUAAAACGCUUACCAUUUUAUUAUUCGGAUUAUUCGAUGACGUCGAUGAAUGAUAGAAAUAUUUUUACUUAGAUAUAUUCGUAAUCGAAUGAUUGAAAUAAUUUUAAUUAUAAAUUCGUAAUCGUAUACAUCAAGACAUCAACUCAACUGAAUAACUCAUAAAUAAAGGCUAAAAAUGCGCGAACUGGGUUCAGUCAGGGUUGCCAAAUUGGAUUUUUUAAGUGCUACAUGAUCAUGGCCGAAAUUAUGCCUUUCAAGUUUCUGAGCAAUUUCAAUUUUAACGCGCUAUCAAGUCUACUGCAGGUGGGUCAAGUCAUUUUGGAGCCUCCAGCAACUUUUUGAAAAUUUCAAAAUCCAAAUUUCAUCUCCUUUUAGAUAAAUAAUUGCUGAAAAUUUGUGAAUUGUGGAUAAGGAUAAUUAUGCAGAAAAACAAGACAAUUAGACAAUCAUGGUGGGUGGCUAGAUUGUGGCACAGUUCGCUGGUUGGCCAAUGGCCAUUCAAAACCGUAGAGGCGUAGACAUAAACAAUAAAAAAAAAUGUACCAUUUUGUGAUAACGAAUAAUUAGCUGAAAAUUCAAACACUUCUAUAGGGCCUUGAAUUGAUUUCGGGUUUUGCGACUUGCGAGUUGGAUCUCCUUUUUUUUUUUUUUUUUGCACAUCGCUAGCAGCCAGGGCUGGUGGAACGGAACAGAACGGAACAAAUAAACGGAACAAUAAACAAAUCAGGAAAAAAUCUUAUUCAGAACGGAACGGAACGGAACAGAACCAAAUGAACAAAACCAGAACAGAACAAAUAAGAUAACGAAGUGUUCUUGAACAGAACAGAACAGAACAAAACAGAACAAAAAAUGGAACGGAACAGAACAGAACAAAUUUCAGCUUUCCAAAUUCCAUCUUCAUUUGGUAAAAUUUAGUGGAAAUUUCGAUUCUCAAAAGGUCAAUAAUCUGCUGGAAAGUUGCAGAAAAUGCAGAAUUGCUCAAAAUGGCUGAAAAUCAUUUUCAAAUUUCAAUUGAUUCGGCGGGAUAAGAUUACCUAUAACUUAUAAGUAGCACAUUCCAAAUUCUGGUUUUCAGUUUUCUAGAUGAAUUUUCAGAAUUUUGUAAAAUUUUGAUUUUUUUCUCAUUUUGGGACCAAAUUUGAGUUUAAAAAAAUUAAAUUCAUCUAAAAAUGAGAAACAAAGUGCACUUCAAUUUUUGAAAUUUUCAGAAUUUCGGAUGGUGUCAAAUUUUGCAUGUUAAUUUGUUCAUUUGAUGAUUUGAUCUAGCUUUGUCUAGUUCAAUUCAAAAAAAUUUCUGCCAGGUAGGAUACUUCCCCCCCCCCCCCCUUUGUUAAAACGGAACGGAACGGAACAGAACAGAACAGAACAGAACGGAACAAACAAAUGAUGAGCAAAACGGAACAGAACAGUAAAAAUGCGAAGUGAUUUGUUCAUGAACGGAACGGAACAAAACGAUCGUUUCGGUCACCAGCCCUGCUAGCAGCAUAGCCGUUGUAUGUGCUUAGGGUAUAUCUAUCUACGUAUAUCUGUACUGUACCAGAGUGAAUACUGAUGUGUGUGUGUGUUUUUUUUCUACUCGCAUGUUAUAUGGGCACGCAAUGCGAAGUGGACAUAAACGAAUGCGCUUCAAAUCCUUGUUUCAACGGUGGCCACUGCAGCGAUUUGAUUAAAAGCUACAAAUGUACAUGUCCGGCCGGUUUCACCGGACCUAGAUGUCAGACGAAUAUAGACGAUUGUAUCAGCAGCCCUUGCCGUGACGGUGGCAGAUGUCUAGACUCGAUCACCGGAUACACGUGCGAUUGUCCUCUCGGAUUCACCGGAAUAAGCUGCGAAAUCAACAUCAACGAUUGCCAAUCAGCGCCUUGCCAUCAUGGCAAAUGUAUCGACGGAGAGAAUUCGUUCAGUUGCUCUUGCCAUCCAGGCUACACCGGAUCACUUUGCCAAUACUAAAUCGACGAAUGCGCCAGCUCCCCGUGUAUGUACGAUGGCACUUGCCUCGAUCUGGUCAACGGAUACCAGUGCCGGUGCAAUCCUGGCACUUCAGGAAUCAAUUGCCAAUUCAACAUUAACGAAUGUACUUCCAACCCUUGUCGAAAUGGAGCCAAAUGCGUCGACGGUGUUAAUCGUUACUCUUGCGAAUGUGUGCCCGGAUUCACCGGACUGCAUUGCGAAAUUGAUAUCAACGAAUGCGCUUCAAAUCCUUGUUUUUUUGCCAUAAAAAUCUAGAGAUUUAAUCGUAGAGGUUUGAAACUUCAUUUAUAAAUAGCGACACCCUUUCCGCGCCAGAUGCAAUUUACAGAAUUGAAAAAUAUUUAUUUACUUGCCCUACAGAAAAGUCACUGAAAAGUGGGCCGAAUUACCCCAGCAAUCGGGGUAAUUCGGCCAUCCCUUUUUUUCCACAUGAAAAUGACGUAAAAAAGUACCGAAAACGCAAGUUUAUUACUAUUAAGUACAAAAUAUAAGUACCUAUCUAUCGAAAACGAAUUAUCUACGAAUAAAUCAUCAUUACAAAGUUACUAAAAACCAUCGGAGCUCUCAAAAAACGAUAAUAGACCUCGCUUAUCUCCUCGUACGUUCAUUUUCUUGUAGAUAUCUUCAAGUUUCACAGUGGCAUAUUCAUUGCAGUUAGGAAAAGCGAAGGUAUUUCCUGGUCGUCUGCGUAGGAAUUUAAUUUUAAACGUUUUUCCAGGACUCAGUACUGUAUCUACUUGGCCAAUGUAAAUUUUGAUUCGAUUAUCAUCUUCUGAUUUAAAUAGCACCGCGUAGAAUUCUCCAACAUCAGGAUUGAAAUCAGGGUCCUCUUCAGUCGAAACAUCGCUUAAAUCUUCGUCAGAUUCGUCCUCGUUAUCACUGUUUUCAUUCUCGUCACCACUGGCCUCAUCAUCUGACCCCUGAAAUAAUUCCUGCUCUAAAUUCUCAUCUUCGUUUUGCGGAUUAAAUGGGUAAAUUCCGGUGGCCUUGAAACCAGCAACGAUGUUUUCUGUCAUGUUCUUGGUUUGUUAAAUGGACUCGUUUAAGAGCAGCGAAAACGAACAUUUUGGCAGCACGCCUCUGUUUUUCAUUUUCCAUUUCUCAAUAUCAGAGCGCCAACUUCCUUUCAUCGGACGAAACACAGCCACAUCCAACCGAUUGGUCUUUUUAAAUAUUACAAUGAACAAUAAAUUUUUCAGAAGAAAUAUUACUAUUUUAAAUGGUUACUACUGCGAUUAUCUUCCAUUUUUUUUCUCGUUUCACAUGCAAAUUAUAAGACUUCACAAUACAUACAGGACGAACAAAAAUAUGAUUUACGUACCUGAGAAAUUUUUUUGCUGAAAUUGCAAUCUCAGCAAAAUUUCUGUCACCCACAGGUUGAGAUCUGCUAAACAGCUAUUCCAUGAAACUGGGAAGUGGAAACCCCAAUGAACCGGUAUUAUUGCGGUAAUUAGCGCGAAAAAAACAAUUCUCACAAAUAAAUUUAAAAUUAUGUUGGUAAUUUACACAGAAAUUACGAAAAUCGAUUUUUUUUGAAAAAAAAUAUUCCAACACUAUAACGCAAAUGAUUAAAAUUGUCUGGUGAUUUCCAUGAAAUUACAAAAAAAAAGAAAAUUUUUUUUUUUGAAAACAAAUAUCCAAAACGAUGGUGCAAAUGCUUAAAAUUAUUUGAGGUUGAGUUCAAAAUCCAUUUUUCACUCAGGAAAAAAUCACCAUGAGUGAUUUAACAAUGACAGAUAAUUUUUUUUGAAUUUCCAUUUUCUUUUUUAAAGAUGAAUCAAGUGCAUGAGAUUUAAGCAUAUCUUGUAAAUGCCAUGACCAUUUGAGCUUCCAAUGUUUCCAUUCCUUUGAAAAAAUCUUCAAGUCUUUAAAAAAUUCCUACGGAAAAUGGCGCAUUUCAUCUGAGAAAAAUAUCCCUGUAUUUUUUACACAAUUCGGAUCGAUCAUCUUAUAUUUGCACAUACAUACUUCACCUCUGUUUGAAACAAGUAAAGUCGGUCUUUGCAAUUUUUCUUGGAUGUCUUUUAUUUCUUUCAACAUCUUUUUGCACUCUUCAUCCCUCGCUUGAGUAGAAUCUUUGGAAUUAUUUUUUGUUGAGUGCAAAUCUGCAGCAAUUUCGUUAAUCGCUUUAUCGUUGGUUCUUUUGAACAUCUAAAUCAUUCGAAUGCAAGUUCAAGUGAACGGCAGCAAAUUUCCGCACAAUUAAUACAAAAAAUAACCAUAGGCAUGUUUUUCCAGGCGUAUUCAAAUUCUAUAGGUAUUCGAUAAUUUUACCCGAAGAAAUCAAGAAAAAUUUUGAAAAAAUUCUCUUACUGCUGAACUUUUGAUAACCUGGAUUUCUUAGAUAAAGUUCAUACAUGUAGACACUAGACUGUGAAUAAUUGAGAAGCAUUCGCUCGAAAUUAUAUCAUUGAAUAGUUUUGAAUUUUAUAAUCAAACAUGUAACGCCAAUGAAAUAUAAUAGGUAGGCAUAUUAAAAAUAAUCGAUACUUGAUAAAUACAUUAGUAAUAAAAGCAAUUACCCCAAGAAAAAAACAAAACUGAUUGCAUUUUAUUAAAUGUCUCCACACAAUAAAAAACGUUUUCUCCUUACCUAUAUGAAGAAAUUCAAAAAUAUCCUAAAAAAUUUUGUUAUGAAGUGCCAUACUAGAUAAACACCAGCAGACCAGCACAGAGCAGAAUUGCUCACUAUAGUUGUAGCGAGAAAUUGGUCGGUAUUUCACAGCCCCAUGCUGUGACAGUUCCAUCUACUGUAUUACCUAAAUACAUAUAAGAAGAAGGUUAUUAUACAAGUCAUAUAAAAUGAAAGUUAUACUUUCCCAGGAAUAAAAGUUUUAUAAAAUUUUAUAAAAAAUACCCAAUUUCAAAAGGUUUUUUUAGUUGUAAGAGAGAAAAAAAAUAAGUUUUUCAAGACUUGGGUGAGCUCCAUCAAAAAAUAUACAAUAAAAUGCUACAAAAAUGGCUUGAAAUUCUGCAUAAACUUCAUUUUAAAAAAAUAUCAUUUAAAAAUUUAUUAAAUCUUCAUAAAAAUGAAUAAAAAUUUAUGAGACUCUAGUAAAAGUUGAUUCUUUAAAAAUAUAUUAAAAUGUUGUUAAAACAUUUAAAAAUGACUAAAAGUUGAUCCUGGAAAAAAAACAAAAAUUAAUAAAUGAAAAAAAUUGAAGUAGGUGUAUUAAACUUAUUAAAAGUACUUACAUAGCUAACCACCCUGGGCUGGUACUCCGUGUACCAUAUUUCAAGCACCACUGAUAAAGCAUAACCUGUAGUAAUGAUUGCAGCUGGUUUUGCGGGACAGUCGGCGCAAACUUUCUGUUUCCUCAUAGAGAAGUGGAAUACAUAUUCCAUAGGUUGAAACAAAGAACACAUAAAAUAAUUUCUAUCUAUUUUAUUAAUUUCUAAUUGUAAAAUUAAAUAUGUACUUUAAAAAAAUUACCUUUUCAACCAGGAAAUUUAAAUUCCCUGGAGUCUCCAGGAAUGAUAGUUUUCUACUGACAACCAAACACAAAUCCAAAUAUAUAGGUACAUUUAUUAAAUGGAAAAAGAAAUUAUAAUACUAUACUUGUUUAUUUAAAUUGUACAAUGUUCUGGAAUAUACAUAGGUACUAUAAAAAUACAAUUAACAAAAACAGUUUACAACACACACGGUUAUUCAGAAAAGUGAGGCUGUAGGUAUAUCUCACGUGCUUAAUAAUUCCCAAUUUUGGCCUUUUUUUGAAGGCAAGUUCACAGCUGUUCUGGAAUAUACAUAGGUACAAUAAAAAUACAAUUAACAAAAACAGUUUACAACACACAUGGUUAUUCAGAAAAGUGAGGCUGUAGAGUGUAGGUAUAUCUCACGUGCUUAAUAACUCCCAAUUUUGGCCUUUUUUUGAAGGCAAGUUCACAGCUGUUAUGAUUCUGAAAAGUGAGAUCCUAAAUCUAAACAUCGUAUCGUUGACCCUACCCCCUCCUACUCACUACAUCCAAUCUGGAUUCAUCGACUCUCAUCAUCACCUCCACCCCUGUCCACUCCCCAGACAUUCUUUCAUUCAUAAAUAAAAUAACAAAAUUACAUCAUUCUUAAAUUUAUUAAUUAAUUAAAAAAUGUAACCUUAGAAAUAAAGCCUCCUUACUGUCCUUUCACUUCUCCUUUUUACCCAACUGCAUCAAAUAUACUUCAUUGCCCCAAUUUUUGGUUUUUUCCUGAAGGAUAUUUCACAGCUUCUUGAAUUCUGCAAAUAGAAAAGUGAAUUAAUAAAAAAAAUCCAUAAAAUAUUUUGGUAUACAAAAAAAUUGUUGUGCUUCCUAAUUUUAGGAUACAUUGAUCGCAUCCUAGACAUUCUUUCAGUAUUUCAGGUAAGAACUACGAAAUUUCUAUCCAACUUCCUCCAUCACAUGGACAUUUCUUCAUAUUUCUCAAUGAGAAACGAAAUAUGUACUCAAUGGCCUGAAAGCAUACAAUAGAUAUUAAUUUAAAAUGUUCAAAUUUACCUAAAACAUGGAAUUUAAAAAUGAGUACCUAUUUGAAAAAAUUUGAAGGUAAUGGUUUUAUUCAAAUGUAUUAAAGAAUAUGCAAUAUGCAUGCAUACUUUUUGUUUUAUUCGGUUUUUUCUUGGUGUUGAGGGACAGGGUCCGAAUACUAUCACUCUGCCUAGGUUCCAUGAUCAUUGUUCUUCGUUUUGGGGUGGUUGGGCCUCGGAUCGGAAGUGACAGGUAGCAUAUGUUGUUCUAUACAAAAAAAAAAAGUAUUAGGCACCCACACUAAAGAACAUUGAUAAAAUUAACAAAUAAUAAAAUAUUUACCUCAUCAUAAAUUUCGCUCCUCUCAUCACUGCUUAAGUUUAUUUGCACCGCAUGCAAGCCCAGUACGAAUUCGACAUAUUCAUCAUCAUUCAAGUAUGAAAACGUCGAAAACGAAUACGACGUUUACAGACACACAAUACGUAAUUGCACAGCAACAUUUUUUUCGAAUCAGUUCACAGUUGAAUUUUACUGAAGCAAUACAAUAAAAUUACACAAAUUACCAUGAAAAUUGAUCAAAAUUACAUGGAAAUGAUCAGAAAAUCAAUAAUACAAAAAAUCACAAUUUUUCUAACAUUAAUUUCAAUAUAUUGUUGCGUUCUUGCAAGAUGCAGAUUGUUUUAGCCAGCUCCACAUUUUUGGUUUCCAAAUGACUGUUUCGUUCCUUCAUCAGCAUUUAAUGCUGAUGAAAAAACGUCUACAAAUGAAUUUUGUUGGAUGGAGGACCACUCGAAUUUUCGAUCCUUUUUUGUUAAAUCUGUCAACAGUGCGAUUCUUAAUGCAAACUUCGAAAGAAAACAACGAAAGAAACUCGUUAAACCCACGAAACGGCGCACUUGAUGCACGUUUUUUGGCACUGGAAAUUUUUCAAUCAUGUUCGAUUUAUUGGUACCUGGACAAACGGUGUUACCACUUUCAAUUUCAAAACCAAGAAAUUCUAUUUUCUUCACCCCGAAAUCACAAUUUUCUGGUCAUGCUGUCAAACCAUAUUCGCGCAAGGUUUGCAAAACGAGUUCUAAACGCACUAAAAGUUUGAGAAGAAAUGUUAAGUAUAUAAAAUAUGUAAAAAAAAAAUAUUAAAAAAAUCAAGUUUUACAAGAUUCAAACUGAAUUUAAUGAUUGAUGUUAGCGAGAAAAUACGAGAAUCGGAGUAUUUUUAAUAAAAACAGAAGAAAAAGUAAAUUUCAAUCGUUAUAUUAGCCUGACUGAACCCUUAAUUCUCUGAAUGGCGUGAUGCUAGCAAGAUUCGGGUUGCCUGGUACAAAAGGAGGGGUGUCAGUAGGUGCUGCUCCCUCUGGUGCGCACCUAAAUCCACUUCACAUCGAUACCUUUCUUUUCUUUCUUGCAGUUCUUUGCUUCCUGACCAUAUACGUCGCAGUUAUAACACCUGCGGCCUGCAUUUUUACAUUCAGUUUCUUUGUGGAAAUAGUCGCUGCAUUUGCCACAUCUUAUUGCAGAUUUUUCAGCGCUAGACAUCUUUUUCAAAUGCUCGAUCUGUUCUUAGACUUAAAAAUAUUUGGUUUUUUUUAAAAUUGUUUAUUUAGGAAUAGAAUUGACAUCUUAGAAUAAUUUCUACCUUAGGUAUGUUUAUAAAAUUAUUCAAAGAAAUUCUAAUAAUAAAAUUUACAUAACAUUUACAAGAGUCAUCAUAAUCGGCAUUGUGGUAAAUGAUGGAUUGGAGUUUGUCGAAGUUGUUCAGCAUUCCAGAGAGAAAUUGUUGUACUUCUGAGGUAGUUGAGAUGUUCAGCGUUUUGUAGAUCAAUUGGUACUGGAGGUCUAUUGUAAGCCCAUUUUGGGCACUGAAGGAAAAUGUGAGGUGUUUCUUCCUCACCACAUUCACAUAGAGGGUUAUCUGAGCGAUGUCUUGCAAAAAGGUAAGAUCUGAAAACUCCAUGACCAGAUACAGCUUGGCCCAAGUAGAAGUCAAGGUACCUAAAUUUCUCGACUUCAUCACUAUCAAUCCCAGGCAAAGUGCCGGAAAAAUCCAGUUCUUGAUCGUUAUACUUGAAGACGAAAGUACUUUUAACUUGAAACCACGUGCAGGUAUCCAGUUCCAUCAGAAGAACGCUAACAUUUCCAGAAACAGAUCCACGUUUUCUACACUAACUACCUAUGCACAUUACAAAGAGCAAUAAAUCAAAAAUAAUAAUUUAAAAACUUACAUCCUAGUAAAUCUCCUUCUCCAGGCAAAGUGCCGCAAAAAUCCAGUUCUUGAUCGUUAUACUUGAAGACGAAAGUACUUUUAACUUGAAACGACGUGCAGGUAUCCAGUUCCAUCAGAAGAACGCUAACAUUUCCAGAAACAGAUCCACGUUUUCUACACUAACUACCUAUGCACAUUACAAAGAGCAAUUAAUCAAAAAUAAUAAUUUAAAAACUUACAUCCUGGUAAAUCUCCUUCUCCAGGCAAAGUGCCUCAAAAAUCCAGUUCUUGAUCGUUAUACUUGAAGACAAAAGUACUUUUAACUUGAAACGACGUGCAGGUAUCCAGUUCCAUCAGAAGAACGCUAACAUUUCCAGAAACAGAUCCACGUUUUCUACACUAACUACCUAUGCACAUUACAAAGAGCAAUUAAUCAAAAAUAAUAAUUUAAAAACUUACAUCCUGGUAAAUCUCCUUCUCCAGGCAAAGUGCCGCAAAAAUCCAGUUCUUGAUCGUUAUACUUGAAGACAAAAGUACUUUUAACUUGAAACGACGUGCAGGUAUCCAGUUCCAUCAGAAGAACGCUAACAUUUCCAGAAACAGAUCCACAUUUUCUACACUAACUACCUAUGCACAUUACAAAGAGCAAUAAAUCAAAAAUAAUAAUUUAAAAACUUACAUCCUGGUAAAUCUCCUUCUCCUCUUCUUCAAAUAGGUUAAUCACUUUUGUGGGCUGCAACUGCAAGACGAAUUCUGCAUACUCGAUAAUCUGAGUUAUUAUUCAUCUGCAAAAAAAAAAGCGAAAAACAUUCAUUUGAAUUUUUUUUUAGCAAAAUAUUUUACUUUUAGGUUCCCACAUUGUAACUCCAUCCAUUAAUAGAACUCUGGAAAAUGUUUCGUCUAAAAUUUUGGUAAUAUCUUGUGAAACGUGUACCAUUUUUACUGCCAAACAUACCAGUGGUAAUCUUUUCUGGGUUUGUUCUCUGUAGUGAUGGGAUAUUAUCGAUAUUUUGGGAUAUCGAUAUCAUCAAAAUAUCGGUGUGCGCCACAUCUUUCAGCAAACACCUCGGCUAGAAUAUGGUCUUCUGCAGCGAAAAGGUUUGUAAUAUGUAAGCAAAAUACGUCUUGAAUGACUUUGUUCGGCUGAAAAAUUGAAAAUUGAAUAAAUUUAAACGUGUUGUUACGGUACAGAUAUGACAUGAGCCAUGAGCGUUGAGCGUGAGUGAGAACGUGUGGCAAAAUUAAAAAUAAUCUAGACUGCUUCGAAGAGACUGACCCUCAACGCUCCUGUCAUGUCCAUAAGCUUAGUUAUCAAUAAUUGAAUAGUGUGAAAAUUUAACUGAUUCAGUUGAAUAAAAUAAAAAUGACAAAAAGAAUAAUUCACAUAAAUGCUUUUAUUUUCAGUUCAUUAUGAAUGAAUAAUUUAUGCUCACAGCUAAUGGGAAAUAAUGCGAUGUAAAGGUCUGUUAUUUCAGAGAGUAGGUAAUUUCUUAUUAAGAAAUGUGUUGCAGGUAUUAUAGUUUCCUUCCUGUGUUAGUUCCCUCAAGUUUGGGUGAAUGCGUUUGAUACAAGUGGUACUCUAAUCUCACGGAUGCUUUCAAUUGUUGUGUAUUAAGGUCUCAAGAAAUCUUGAUAGGUAGUGUGAUUGUAACACGCGAUUGGCACAAGAGAGUAGUUUAAAAUUUUCUGCUGAGAAUUUAAAUGCUAUGCUGACUUUACUCACUUCUAACAAAAUAUGAAAUUGAGCAUAAAUACAUUCAAAAUUUUUCUCAAAAGUAAAAACUCUGUUGAAUUAUUUUCAACGUUUUUUGUUUUUCAUUUUUCAUUUUGUUUCUUUAUUGACAUUUAGAUCAUACAUAGUAAAUAUAACAACUCUGAAAACGGUCAAUUUAGGAUUUUAAAUGUCUGCAAAAAAUCAAAAACUGAAUUUAGGCAGCUAAAAUUUUAGUUACUUUACAUAAAAUUGGCAGAGUACCUAUUGCACAUUCUUAGUUGCACAAUAAAGUACUUAUGAACCCAUGCGUCAAAGAAUUAUUUUUGAGGUAAAAAUUGAUGUAUUUUUUUGGGUUCUUCUUCGCUGCAUUCUUUUUUGCUUCUUUUUUCAAGGACUGGGUAGACACAAUCUUAAUUAUGCUUUCUGGGCUCUUUUUUUCUGGUAUUUUUUCCAGUUGGAAGUCUGUUCAGCUGUAGUUUCUUCCAUUUGUACCAUCGGAUCUAACUCGACAGCAGGUUAUUUCAAAACAAAUGAGAAAAUUGGUAAAUUAAGUAAAUUUAUAUACAUUUUAUUGGGCUUCUGAAAGAUUGACACCGCCUGCCCUUGGGUGGUCGAAAUAUGUCAAAAGCUACAAGAAUUGUGACCACAAAAUUGUGUCUAAAUUUUGACACUAAUGAAGAAUUCUAUCAUAGCAUGAAAAGUUGUUUUUUGACAUCACGAUUCCAAGCUCAUUGUACUGCAAUUUUAAAUCUGACAAAAUGUAAAUUUUCAGCAUACAACAUUUCCUCUGAACUAAUAAUUAGCAUAAACUCAUUCACAACUAUGACCUUCAUGACCAGCUUUCUCAGUGAGUGGAUUUGUAUGCAUUAAAACGUUACAGGCACCCAUCAGUAGAUGUUGGUGAUUAACAUGUACGCUCCCAAAUUUAACUAAAAAAAAAAUCAAUGAAAAUAUUUUACCUUUUAUUCCGCAUUCCCUUCACCCCAUCGCACCCUUGUCGUCACCUCAUCCAUUGUAAGGAACCCCAGCCUGGAGACCAUGCGAACGCCUGAUGUUGGUGGGCCAUAGGGUACCUUACUAUGUUUACUGCCAGGGGGCACAUCAUAUGGUAAUAAAAUGGAAAGGCUCUUUUAAAAUCCUCUGAAAAAUUGGGAAAUGGCGGCACGUUUCCGCCAUGUUGAACAGAGGAGUAGAGGGCGUUGAUAUAUCUCUGCACAAAAUAAAAAUAAAAAUUAAUUUAAAAAAAUAUAUUUUUGAAUAAUCGGAAUAAUGCAUGCAAAAUAAGUGAUUUUCUUACCAAACAUCGGUGCUAUUUUGUGGAUGUAGUCUUAGAAAUCUAGCCCUCCUCAGGACCGCCUGAAAUACGUACAAACACAAAAAAAUUAAUAAUUACAAAAAAAUCAACAUGAAUCAUAACCUCCCCAACCUUUCCCCCCAUUUUUCCCCUUCUCUCAAACACAAUCAUCACACAUAUAAAUUUUACAAUAAAAUUAUUCUUCUCUUCAAGUAAUAGAUUUAAUAUCGUUCUUCCCUUCGUUGUCAAUGUUCAGGUAUUUGUUAAAAAACACUCCCUAAGUUAGUUGUUUCAAAUGUUCGACUUUCGAUUUUUCUUUUAAAAAAAAAUAAAAAUAGUCCACAUCGGUGUUUUCUGCAGUACACCCAAACAUCCUUCACCGGCAUUGUUGUCAUCGACAUGUCCUGCAGGAGUCUCAUCGUCGCUCUCCUGCAGAUCAAUUUCAAUUUAUAUGGUUUCGAAUUCCAGUUCGAGUCCUAAAUAUGAGAAACAUAAGUUAUAACCAGUUUUACAUGUCGAUUGGUUCCACAACAUUUCGAAACUGUAAGAUAAUUAUAUAGGUACUUAGUACAAAGUGAAAAAUAAUUCUCUUGAAAAAAACUAGGUUUUUCAAGUUUUCUUUUGGGUGGUCUUAAAUAAGUGUUAAAAGGUCAUUAUAAUUUAAAUUUCCUCAAUGUACCUAUACCAUGGACCCCACAACCCUGAUGCCAGCUCCUCAUACUGCGGGGGAGGUCCUACAGUGCUAGAGGCUAGACUCCGUAGCGCCUCCAUUGCUGGCAUCUUAUUUCUUUCAAGUCAUUAAUCUCUUUGAAGUUUUCCCAAUAUUUAUCAAUCCGCAAUGAAAAGUUAUUUUUAGUAACUAAUCCACUACCUAUUUCAAAAUAUCCUGUCAUGCACGAUUCGUCUAUAUGUAAUCAACUGCUACUGGUAUAGGGUUUCAUCCUAGGUGUAAUCUAGGUUUUUUUGAAAUCCAGAAUCACUUGUAAUAAUAUCUCUGAAUAAAAAAAGUAAUAUUUGCGGCUCCUCUUUGGAAUUGGGCACUACUACAUUUGGUUCGGAGUUAUCCGGAGAAUUGUCACAAAUUCUGGGUAGCCCCAGGCUGCUUAAAUAUAGACUCCUCGUCUACUGAGAAGUCGAUACCCUGUAAAAAAAAAUACUUACAUAAAAUUCCCAUGUACAUAACAAUACUUUCACUACGCGACAGUACUAUUGCAGUUGGGAUUUCACACACAUCCCCACCUGCUUCUUCAACUUGCGAUACAAACGAUGCCCAGAAGCUCGACAAAUCUAAAAUCAAAAAUUAAUUCAUCUGUUAAUGCGAUGAAACAGGACGAAAAAUUACAAAUUUUUCCAUAAAAAUCUCGUAUUUCCCCUGUUUUGCCACCCUCUCAAAAAAUUGAAACAAAAUUCAUUCAGAUCAAAUAUUGAUGCAUCACCAUUUUCUCCCAAACUAAACCCAAAAUUUGAACUUUUUUUCUCUCCUUUCUCACAUAUUCCGAAUAAAAACAAAAAAAAUAUCGAUCCCCUCACAAGGAUCCCAAUUCACUUUCAUUUAACCCAAAUCAUUUUUUUGAAAAUUCAAUCUCAACUAUUUUUUUGAAAAAAAUGUUGGUUUACCACUUUGAGAAAAAUAGUUCAGAACAAAAACAAUUUUCUUUCUUUCAACUUUUUUUUUUUUUUUUUUUUUUUGACAAGAACUUCAAAUUAGAAAAAUUAAUUUUUGUAAGCACAUACACAUACGAAUUUCACUCAACAGAAAUCGGAUAUGAAACAUGAAGCAUGAACCAAUUUUAAUCGUAUGUCACAUCAUUCAUUUCAUUCAGCAGAAUCAGGAGACUUUUUCAAAGUGAAGUCUUUGAAAAAUAAUUUUUUCCUUAGAAAAUUGAGAUCAUCAAAGUAAAAUAUCUUCUUUGGUGAUGUUUUCACAUUGCAGUGUUAAAUUUUAUUUCAAGAUUUGAUUCGUCAUAAAUACAUACAUCGCUUCAUGAUUAUCCGACGGUUUGGUAGCAAUUCGAUUUGGUUGAAAUACAUUUCGUGAAAUUUAUUUUAGGCCACACAUUUUCAUAAUAAUCACACUGAAAAUAGUAGGUACCAUGCAAUGAAUAAAACAAAGCUAUACAGAAAACUUAUGAGUAUUACUUUCUACAUAAUGAUUUUUUUUAAAAGUUUCUCUUUCAUUUUUCAUCAUACUUACUCAAAAUUUUUUCAUUUUCAUUUUUUUUUUUUUUUUUUUUUGUAGAAUGUAUGAGAUAGACAUUAAAAAUUGAUCCAAAUGAAUUAAACAAUAAACCAAUAGGUAAUUUUAAAAUGUUGAAAACAUUAAUUAUUUCCCUAAACACAAUCUGAAUGUUAUUAAAGAAUUGUUGAUAUAAUGACGAUAAUUAAAACCAAAGGUGAUAUAAUUUGAGAUCAACCUGGAGGUGAAACAAAGUGUUCUGUGCAGAAAAUGCAUAGAACCGCUGUUUUAGAGAAUAAAAUUUCCGAUAACUUAUAAACAAUUCAUUUUUCUUUCAACUAUGUAGUUUUUCUGUUUUUGUCAAAAAAAAAUAGAAUUUUAGGAUAUAGGUACUUAUGUAUGUAAUCAUAAGGUUUCUGUUUUUUGGGGAAAAUGGAAAACCUAUGCGCUCUGAAAGAAAAUAAAUCAUUUGUAGGUUGUUGGAAAUUUUACUCUCUAAAACUUCAGUUCCUAGGUAUACAUUUUUCAUGUCAAACACUUCCUUUCACCUCCAGAUUGAUCGCAAAAUUGAAAUUUGCCCUUAGUAUAGUGAAGCAUUUGAGAAUAGUAAUACCUCUUUUUUUGCAGUGUGUGUUAAUUUAUGUGCUACUGUGCAAUGUUAUUUAUCCAUGUGAGACUCCACUCUACCAUCAGCUGUAACAACUUUCUGGCUUUCUUAAUCUUACAGCGCAUUCAACUGUGUGAAAUCCAAUGGAUAUUCCAGCAGUGGUGGUACAUAUUGCAGAUUGUAUUAUGUCCUUGUAAGUGUUUAUGCCUAUUUGCCAGAGUGAAAGAAAUUGAAGAAACAUCAGAAUCAAUGUUUACCACAGGAUAUCUCAGAAUCAAAUUCAGUAUCUGAAAAACCCAUUUAUUGCUCUACUAAUUUAUUCUUACAUGACAUUGCUGAAUAUAUCAGCUUAAAAUUCAUAUCAUGUAGGAAGUAAAUGGUUACUUACUUAGGCUACACAUAUUCAAUUUUGGUGCAGCAAGGUCUAUUAUUAACUUUACCUGCUUUAAUUCCACGUGGUAUUUGUUCAAAGCUCCCUUGUGAAUUGUUACAAAUAUAAAAUAAAGACAAGUUCAGUGAACAUGAUAUUAUCUUUUAAAAAAACUUGAAACUUGUAUUGAAGAAGUUGAGAAUAGCCGGUCUCUUUUUCCAUUUACCUUUCUAUCGAUAAUAUUGAGUAUGCGGCAUGUGAUGUCGUAGCCCAUUACCAUGCCUAAAAUUGUCGUUACUGAUCUAGUGGGCAGUUUUGUUGCUACGAUCAAAGGCUGCCUCUUUGUGGCCGGAUAUCGGACGAAAAAUUGCCGCAAACCAGAUUUUCCUUCUUCUGUCAUCUAUUUAUCAAAAGGAAGCAGAAGGAUUGGGGGGGAACGAAAGGGGUGGGUUUACUUCUUAAAGCAUCCCCUGAGGAAAUGUAGAGGAAAGCACGGAAAUUUGAAAAAAAGGUGACAUUGUUGAAUUGUUACACAUAUAAAAUAAAAAAACUCAAGUUCAGUGAACAUGAUAUUAUCUUUUAAAAAAACUUGAAACUUUGUGUAGUUUCAAAAUUGUGAUCAGAAGUUGAAUGCUAAAAACCAAAAAUGAAGGCAAUUCAUUUUGGACAAUAUGGCAAAUAACUUUUUAAAAGUUGAACAUUUUAAAAUAUUUAAUUAUACAUGAAUUGAGUAUUAAUAGUUUAUAAGAGGCCAGGCCAAAGAUGUAACUGGCAAUCAAUGCCAUGGCUGUGCACAACAAAUCUGGUGCGCCAACAAAAAAAAAUGUGAAUUGUUACAAGUAUAAAAUAAAGAAAUGCAAGUUCAGUAAACAUGAUAUUAUCUUUUAAAAAACUUGAAACUUUGUGUAAUUUCAAAAUUUUGAUCAGAAGUUGAAAGCUGAAAGCCAAAAAUGAAGGCAAUUCAUUUGGACAAUAUGGCAAAUAACUUUUCAAAAGUUAUGUACAUGAAAUAUAUAAAUGACACUAGUUUAUCUCAGAAUAAAUGGAUAUGUCAAGUUGCUUGUGAUACCCUGGAACUUCUUAGGCCAUUUUCAGAGUCUGGUGCAUUCCAAAUCAAUACAAGUAAUGAACCUAUAAAAACACUGUAACUUUUGGGGCCCUUCGUUCACUCCGAAGGGAAGUCACGUAAUUCGCAGUCACAAACCCAAAUAAAUAUCACUCUUGAAACUGACUAUUUAUCCAACAAUUAAGGUACACGACACCAGUAAUUAAUUCUCCUUAUUUAAUUCAUAUGACACAAACGAUAAUUACAGACAAUGAAACACAAAAUCAAAUAAACACAAAUACAUGAAUUGUAUACUGUUGAUUGGAGAUAAACAAUAAUAUGGAUAAGAGUAGAACACUGCUAAAAUAAUAAAGAAUAGGUAAGAAGGUAUAGGUUACUACAACAUCAUUUCAAGACGAAAGCGAUAUAUCUUCAACACACAUACACGACGAGUUAAGAUAGACCUAUGGAAAUAAACUAUACUUAAGCUACAAACAGUACGUUAACAUUACUCAAUCACACAUGAUGGUCAAUUUAUAAAUUUUUUCUUCGUCAUAAAAAUAUUUUGCUUGGUUAGAUAGUAACCCGCAUGUGUAAAGUAGAUUAGCUUCUGUAAUUAUCAUCGGUAUCCUGUUCACUCUAUACGAAAGAGCCGGCGUGAUCGUUUUCUGUGUUGGGUCAGAUACGAAUUCUAAGGUUGCAAUAUGCGUUUCACUGUUUGUGACGAAUUUCGGAUGGUAUGGGCGAACGUAUAUCAAUAUAGAGCCAUCGAGAAGAGACUCCUUUUUUAAACAAUAAUCCAUUUGGACCUUUCGAUUUAGACUGAAUGUUUCGGAGGAUGACGAAUUGGAAACAAAUAGAAUACGUAAAUUCAGACAAUUUGGUAAUAGAUGGCCAUCUCAACUAGUCCCAUCAAUUAUAUCUUCAGCAACAAUAUAAGUUAUUACUCCCAUGAGUAAAACUGAUACGCCGAUCAAACUUUUUCGAAGCAUUUUAUUGAACACGUCGUAGGUAAAAAUUUUCGAUACCGACACGUAAUUCCGAUGAUAGACAAUAUGAAACACUAGGAAAAUCAAAGAAAAUUCAUAUUCCAGGAAGCAAACUAGGAAACAUUAAGCAACCGAGAAACCAGAGAUGAGAAUGAACUGUUUGAAGCAUUCGUUGUGAUUAAUUUUCUCGUGUAAAUGACAGAUUAUCGCAUGAUCUGUUUACUUUAGACUCGGUUAUAAAGUUCAAAUAAGCUCAAUCACUCGCUCGACACCGGACGCAUCUUGUCUACUUAGGUCGUCUACAUUACCAUGGGUACUUAUUACGUAUGGUUUCACAAUUUCUUCAGAAAAUUAAAAUACAUAUGAGUAAAAUACUCAUGCUAAAAACUAGAACAUUCGUGUACUAAUUUUUUCAAACUGUAUUUUCUGUGAUAUUGAUACAUACUAGCGACUUUACUGGCCACCUACGGCGAUUUAUUUUUUGGCCGCCACAUCAGAGGUCAGCGAUAUCCUAAAUAAGAUAAAAUCCUUAUUUUCGACAAGAACAAAAAAUGAAUAAGACAGCUAAAAAAGAAUUAUAUACAACGCGACUUUCAAUACAGUCACCACUGUAGACCUAAUACAUACCCUACUUGAAGGUACUUUUUAGUCCAGAAAAAUUAGAUAAAUAAUUGACGGAUUCUAAACAUAAUUACCUACUUAUGUAUUCUAUAGAGGGGAAGAUUGCACUUGUGUAGAAUAAGUACUGUGGUUGAUGAUUUUCUUUGUAGGAGUCCACUUUUACAGACAUGUAUAUUUAAAUAUUCACCGAUAAUUCAGGAGUUAAGUACAACCAUAGCUCCUGGACAUUAAUUCAAGAGAAAUGAGAAAAUUACCCACUGUGGUAGAAGUGCGCCAGAAACAUGAGAGGAAAUUCCUCCAGUGUUUUCAAAAAUGAAAAAAUAGACUUAAAAGUAUUGAAAUUUAUACCAUUGAGCAGAACAAGAGAGGAUUAAGUUCAUUUGAUGAUGAAAGAUGUUUAAUUGAUGGGCAAACUAAUACAAUACCAUGGGGUUAUUAUAAUACAAUUCCAAGAGAUGAAUUUAUUGAGCAUUUGAAAAAUCUUGGGAGAAAAGAAGUUAUUGCAAAUUGAAUAUAAAAAGUAUAUUAAGUAAAUUUUUUUUAUAUCAUAAUUAUUUAAUAUUUUUUAAAAAUCUUUCUCAAUAUUUUUGAUUAUUUCUAGGGGGGGGGGGGGUGGCUAUCCCCCUGAUAUUCAGGAGCUAUGGUCAUGGCCCCUGAAAUUCCAUAAUGAAUAAACAUUAAAAUAUUAUAAUUGGUGUGUAAUCUUCAAUUUCUUUAACAUUUGUUUUUUUUUAAUUUUUGUAAAGUCAUUUUUUAAAAUCUAAAAUCAUGGCUACUAAAAGUAACCAUGAUUUCUUUACAGUAUGAGAGAGAAGAAAAUAUAAAAAUCCGAGUUAGAAAAUUUGUGAAAGUGUUAUUGUGUAUAUCUGAAAUAUCAAAGUUCAAACGCUCAUGGAAGAGCGUUUUUCGAUGGUGUUGAUCAUUAUUGAAUGAGAAUCCAUACAUGAUUUAAGAUCAGAAUGUAGGUACAUUGGUACAAAGUUCAAACGCUCAUGUUAGAGCGUUUUUUGAUGGUGUUGAUCAUUAUUGAAUGAGAAUCCAUACAUGAUUUAAGAUCAGAAUGUAGGUACAAAGUUCAAGUGUUCAUGUUAGAGCGUUUUUUGAUGGUGUUGAUCAUUAUUGAAUGAGAAUCCAUACGUGAUUUAAGAUCAGAAAGUAGGUACAAAGUUCAAGCGUUCAUGUAAGAGCGUUUAGAAUUGGUGUGGAAUCUUUGUUGAAAAUAUGAGUCACCAAUCUUUCAAUACAUGUGUGCUAGUUGAAAAACACAAGUGCGCUAGAACAAUUGAUGCAGAAUUGAUACAAAAAACUCAAAUUUUUGAACUAGCAAGGAAAAAAAAUAGGGUGAAAUGAUUCAUAUUUAGUAUAAAAACAGCUAAAUAUACAGGGGUAGGCGUAAGUUAGUAUUCGCAUUCGAAAACUGAUGAGUUUUCUUUAACACCCUGUUGUGUGUAAUUAGUAGGUAGAGGGUCAUGUAAGUAGUGCGUUGUGUUCGUAGAAGUCCCACCAACAUCUUGGUAGUAAUAGUUUCGUUCUUUACUAUGUCACUACAGAAAAAAAAUUACUUUUUGUUUUAAAAAAUUUUUAUUUGUGCAAAUCGGAAUACUAACUUACGCCUACCCCUGUAUAGAGAGAAAAUUGGAGGAUUUCUAGGAUUUUACUGAGAGGUUGAAAAUGAGGAAAAAUACCCCUUGUGCUAGAGAAAUUAUCAAGUGCGCCAGAACAUACAUUAUA